UCAUUAGCGGAAAUAUAGAUCACUGUGUCCGAGCUCCUGCUCUAAACAGACAGGACAGCAGUAGAUUUUUCUUUUUGGUCUUAGAAAACUUUGUGAACAUAUAAAACCAAAGAAAUUAACUAAAUACAUAUUUUUUUUUUAAAAAUGAGGACCAGAUCAAGGACUACCUUAACUUUCGCUAUUUUUACUGUUCUUUUAACUAGUGGAAAAUGCCAAUUCCCAGGUCUCUCCGGUAUGUCUAAUAUGUUUGGAUCUAUGAAUCCAUCCAUGAUGUCUGGCAUGAGUGGAAUGUUCGGGUCCAUGAAUCCAUCCAUGAUGCCCGGAAUGAGUGGAAUGGGUAAUUUAGGCUCCAACAUGAUGAUGAAUAACAUGAUGAUGAUGGGGUCGCAAAUGAACGAUCCUUUGAUGAGUCUCGCUAUGGGAACCAUUGAACUGAGCGGUUCUGAAUUAAUGGUUCUCAACAACCUUGUAUAUACUAUUGUUGGUCCUGGAGCUACUGUAAAUCCAGCCUUGAUGGUCCUCUACAGCAGUGAUGGUGGACUUCCCAUUAAUGCCGCUAAAAUGAUCCCAUACAUUACCAUCAUGCAGGGUAUAGCUAAAGACAUGAAAAUCAAAGUGCCUGGUGUGGCAGGUGAAGCAACAAAAGAACAAAUUGAAAACUACAUUUUCCAAAAGUCUCUCCAGUGGAUGCAGCAAAGAAAUAUGGCUGGAGCUUUUGUUGAAAAUGCUGGACUUUUCUUAAUGAGUAAUGCCAUGAACAAUGGUAAUCCAUUUUCCAGUUCAAGCAUGACAUCAUCAUCAUCACAGUCAUCAACAGCAAACAGUGCUGCUGCAACCGCUCGUGCAGCAGCAGCUGCUCGUGCUUCACUUGCUCAAUUUGCCGCAUCUCAAUCUGAUAAAAAAGCAGCUGCUGAUCCUGCAGCAAAACCAUCAGCACCAAAAGCAGCAGCUUCAGCAACGACUCCAAAACCACCGUCACAAAAUGAUAUCUUUGCCAAAAUGAUGGCUGCUGCAAACAGUCAGGCAGCGUCAGCUAUGGCAUCAGGAUUAAUGUUACCGCCUGGCAUGACAAUGCCGUCAGGUUUAAGUAUGCCAAUGACAUCUGGACAAUCUUCAGGUACUUCAAACGGGGGCAUGAGUCCAAUGAAUAUGAUGGCAAUGAGUGGAAUGGAAAUGAUGGGAUUUUAGACAAGGUUUCAAAACAUUCACGUGGCAUCUUGUUCAAAGAUUUAGGACGAAGCAGGAGCAGAGGAAGAGCUUUUAUUUUCAGCCGGAAAUGAAAUAAAUGUUACAUUUUUGAGACAUAUUGCCUCAUUCACUACUUGAUCAUAUUCAUCAACCAAGCUUCCAAGUGACUGUACAGAUUUUAUUUUUAUUUAACUGGCACUUUUCCUAAUUUUGUUAAGAAUUUGCAAUGAGUAAACAUUUAAUAAUAUUACUAUUGUAGUUUCACUUUUGCAACUGCUUUAAUUUUGAGCAAAAAUAAUACUAAGGUACAGUGAAUAUCAUAAAGUGU
Messenger RNA from Mercenaria mercenaria, 1516 nucleotides. RefSeq lists its product as uncharacterized. Lineage: Eukaryota; Metazoa; Mollusca; Bivalvia; Venerida; Veneridae. Bases 145 to 1188 code for a protein of 347 amino acids. The transcript has 2 exons. The record is from RefSeq and is a predicted model, not a curated record.